AUGGACUACGCCUUCCAUGAUGACAUAAUUCCCUAUACUUCCAAGAAUGCUCUUCCUUUGAGAAACGAAUACUUCGAGGAAUUUCUGCGCUUUGAUCCAAGCAGAGAACCUCAUUUUUGCCCAACUGAGCGUUUGCAGGGGUGGUUAGAGGCUCGGCAAUCUAGCUUGGAGAUGAAGACUGUGCAUCGGGAGACCACAGAAGGUGUUCGUGUCACCGUGGUUCCCUUUCUCAUGGGACAGCGCAAGUUCCGUGUAAGUCGUUGCCGUCGUAUGAGGUGGUACUCGGAGAAGACGCUAAACUACUACUGGCGUUAUCUGAUUCGACUAGAGAAUUUUACGGACGAGUGUCUGCAACUGCGAGAACGCUUCUGGAAGCUCUUUUCCAUCAACGGUAGUCUCGAGUCCGUCUCCGGCAAAGGCGUUGUCGGUGUGCAACCUCUUCUGUCUGUACAGAGCCCAGUUUUUCAGUAUCACAGCCACGUCCAGGUGCCCGUUCCAUGGGCGCACAUGUGGGGCCAAUUUAGGCUGGAGAAGCCCAAUGGGACCACGGUUGAUGUUAAAAUACCUGUCUUUCCGCUCUGUGUUAAUGAUUUUCAGGAGGACCAUGGUAGUGCCACUACUGAUUCUGGUGACAGCACAAAGUGA
Hydatigera taeniaeformis is the source of this 645-nucleotide messenger RNA. The record is from the annotation of a GenBank genome assembly. Lineage: Eukaryota; Metazoa; Platyhelminthes; Cestoda; Cyclophyllidea; Taeniidae.